AGAAAAUGCGGAAGUACCGUAAGAUUGCCGCGUGUGUGGAUUGAGUUUGUUUACACGUGUCUGAGCUGAGUCUCUGAGCUGUUGGAGUAACAAUGCCUUCAGUUCAGUAUCUGAGAGAGUUUAUCAACGAGCGGCUAACUGCUGCUGCUGAAGAAAUAUUCACAGAGUUUGAAAAAACGAUCGUCCAGUACGAGGAAGAGAUCGACCGUCAGCGCAGACUGCUGGAUAUCACCUGGAAACCUGAGAUAAAGCUGCACAGGACAGACCUCCCACAGCAACAUAUGUGUAAGGAGGAGGAGGAGGUGAUCACUGAUCAGCAGCUCUGUAACCAGAAGAGGCACUCCAGUCUGGACCAGGAGGAACCAGAACCUCCACAGACUAAAGAAGAACAGGAGGAACUCUGCAGCAUUCAGGAGGGAGAGCAGUUUGGAUUGAAGGAGGAGACCGAUACCUUUAUGGUGACUUCAACUUAUGAGGAAAAUGACCACAGACCAAACAGGGAGCAUCUUCUCUCUGACAGCUCUGCUGUAGCUGAGAGCCAAAAUCCACAAGUAACCAAGAAAGUAGAUUCCAGAUCAACUGGAAAUAGAACCCAAAAUCGCAACAAUGCAGAAGACCCUCCUAUGUCAGAGACCCAGUGUAACUCUGGCAAAAGUAAAAAGUUUUUAAAAUGUGAUAUUUGUGGAAAAGCCUUUAAGUAUAAUUGUCAAAUGAAAAUACAUUCUAGAAUUCACACAGGCGAGAAGCCGUUUUCUUGCAAAAUGUGCGGGAAAAUGUUCAUAUGUCGUAGUUCGUUAUCGAAGCACACAAGAGCUCACACUGGUGAGAAACCAUAUUUGUGUACAACAUGUGGGAAAAUGUUUGGAUAUAAUAGUGAUUUACUGAGUCACAUGAUAAUUCAUACAGGUGAGAAGCCAUAUCCUUGUAAAACAUGUGGGAAAAUGUUUGGUUAUCGUAGUUCAUUAAUGAAGCACUUGAGAAGUCACACAGGUGUGAAACCAUAUCAUUGUCAAACAUGUGGGAAAAAGUUCAGCCGUAGCUGUCAGUUAUCAGAGCACACAAGAAUUCACACAGGGGAGAAGCCGUAUCGUUGUAAAACUUGUGGGAAGGCAUUCGGACGUCGUAGUCGUUUAUCUGAACACAUAAGAACUCACACAGGGGAGAAGCCAUGUUGUUAAAAUGCUGGGAAAAUGCUCAAAUCUAGUUAUUUGUUUUACCACAUGAAAAGUCACACAGAUGCGUACUCUCAAUGUGAGAUUAAUGGUUCAGGGAUAACCUCCUGCCACCUAUUGGUAGGCAAGGCAAAAAUUUAUUUCACUUUAAUUUCACUUAACUUUGCUUUGCAACAAACUAAAGCAGUCCUUUUACCAGGCUGUGGGACAGUAAAUUUUAAUGGUUAAAUUGAGCCAGUUUAAAGUUUCAUAACCCUAAUGUGCAGCCAUCACCUUAGAAAUAACCAACACUGUAGUGAGCAACAAAAUAGCCAUCCAUUUUCUUCCGCUUAUUCCAGGCCUAGUCGCGGGGGCAGCGUCCGCAUCACUGCAGACGCAGCCCCGAUCCUUCUAUCAAUCUUCCAUCACUGGUGAACAAGAUCCUGAGAUACUUGAACUCCUCCACCUGAGGUAGCAACUUGACCCUGAGGGCACUCCACCCUUUUCUGGCUGAGGACCAUGGCCUCAGACUUAGAAGUGCUAAUUUUCAUGCCAGCCACUUCACACUCGACUGCGAGCUGGAGGGCACCACCUGAUGAAGCCAACAGGACCACAUCGUCUGCAAACAGAAAGAUUAGAUUCUUUGUCUUUUACUCUUUGCCUGGCCCCUUACCCAGGACAGUUUUCCCAUGGGAAACCCUACCAGGGGCCCAAGCCCCCGGAUAACAUAUCUCCUGGGAUUACUGGGGCACAUAAACCCCUCCGCCACAAUAAGAUGGCGAUUCACGGAGAAGAACAAUGUACCAAUUAACUUAAAUUAAAAUGUUUAUUUUAAUGCUCUAAAUGACCAGAUUAACAAUUUUAAUUUUGUGCCGAAGGAGAGGAGAAUUCACUCAGACCUUGAAGCAGAAAGCCUGGCUUAAAAGAAAAACUUUAUAUCCACUGUCAUGUUAAAAUUGUCUCUGACUGGGAAUUUAGGUUUUAUCGAGUAAGGUAAGGCAAACGAAGACUGGCUGUGUUGAACUUUGUUCAUAGAAUACCCCUUAGGUCAGAAUUCAUAGUCUUUUAUAGAGAAAAUGGUGUCUGGGAAGGCAAGCCUGAAAAAAGAGAGUUAAUAAAGGUUCAGAUUAGAGCUUUUAGAGUUAAAUUCUUCUCGCCUGUGUUCUAGUUAGUUACAUGUAACAAUGUGUGAGGUCAGCCUAACCUCUUACCCUGUCAGACUGCAUAGUGAUGAAGUUUUGAGUUUUUUUGCUCUGUCUCAGAAACUAACUACUGUGUUGUUGAAUUAAAGUUAGUAAUUUACUAUUGUGAUAUAAAAGAACAAUGCAUAGGAGUUAUUUGUAUUUUAUCUGUCCAAAACUGCCAAAUCAAACAUGUGGUGCUGCCCACUUUGGUGACCUCUUGUGAAUAAGAGAGCAUCCUAAUGUCACUGCUUCACCCUGGGCAGGCUACCAGUGUAACACAGGGCUAACACAUAGACAGAAAACCCAUUCACACUCACAUCUGUGGUCCAUAUAGAAUCGUCAUUUAGAACAACAUGCAUAUCUGUGGACUGAGGGGAAGCUGGAGUACCCAGAGAGAACACACACAGACACAGGAAGAUCUCCACACAGAAAUGUGUGCGAGGUCAUGUUUGUAAAUGAGAACUGGUUCUUAAAUUUUACCUGAUAAAUGGGCUAGCUCUUAUAUAGCGCUUUUCUACUCAGUCUGAGCACUCAAAGCGCUUAUACAACACGUUUGCAUUUACCCAUGCACACAAGCACUUCCAUGCUUUUAUUAUCUAACAUUCAC
Molecule: messenger RNA, 2942 nt
Organism: Archocentrus centrarchus (flier cichlid)
Lineage: Eukaryota; Metazoa; Chordata; Actinopteri; Cichliformes; Cichlidae
Product: zinc finger protein OZF-like
Exons: 2
Coding region: 93-1178 (361 amino acids)
Biological process (GO): regulation of transcription by RNA polymerase II
Cellular component (GO): PcG protein complex; transcription regulator complex; chromatin
Molecular function (GO): DNA-binding transcription factor activity, RNA polymerase II-specific; RNA polymerase II cis-regulatory region sequence-specific DNA binding
Source: RefSeq, a predicted model, not a curated record